Molecule: messenger RNA, 1377 nt
Organism: Myripristis murdjan (pinecone soldierfish)
Lineage: Eukaryota; Metazoa; Chordata; Actinopteri; Holocentriformes; Holocentridae
Gene: f7i
Product: coagulation factor VIIi
Exons: 8
Coding region: 1-1377 (458 amino acids)
Biological process (GO): proteolysis; blood coagulation
Cellular component (GO): extracellular region
Molecular function (GO): serine-type endopeptidase activity; calcium ion binding
Source: RefSeq, a predicted model, not a curated record
AUGCUGCCGCCUCGCCGCUGCGUCCUGUGGACUCUGAUCUGCGCCGCCUCGGCCGCCGUGUUUGUGCCGCAGGACGGCGCUCACAGCGUCCUCAGAUCCAAACGGGCCAACAGCGGCUUCCUGGAGGAGCUGCAGGCGGGGAACCUGGAGAGGGAAUGUGUCGAGGAGAUCUGCGACUACGAGGAGGCGCGGGAAGUCUUCGAGGACGACGCCCUGACGAGGCAGUUCUGGCAGACGUACAGCGGUCGGAGGCCCUGCGAGCUCAAACCCUGCCACAACAACGGGGUGUGCCUCGCCGCCGGCGCCUCCUUCACCUGCCGCUGCCCCGAAGGCUUCGAGGGCAAGUUCUGCCAGACAGUGUUUGAGGACAGCCUGCAGUGUCUCUACCUGAACGGCGGCUGCCAGCAUUUCUGCCUCGCCGGCGCCCCCAAGAGGAGCUGCUCCUGCGCCGCCGGCUUCAGCCUCGCAGACGACGGCCGGGGGUGUGUCGCCCAGGUCGAGUUCCCGUGCGGUCAGGUUCCUCCAGAGGAACCGCAGAACCAGACGGUCCAGACCCGCCUGGUGGGAGGGAACCACUGUCCCCACGGAGAGUGUCCCUGGCAGGUUCUGGUCCAGCAUCGGGGCAGCAGUCACUGUGGAGGCGUUCUGGUCCGUCCGGACUGGGUCAUUACUGCUGCCCACUGUAUCCAUGGCAACGACCCCCAAGACCUCACGGUCGUAGCAGGGGAACACAACCUGGAUAUUGAGGAGGGAACAGAGCAGAGAAUUCCUGUUUCCAUGGCGAUCAGCCACGAGAGCUACGUCCCGGAGACAGGCGACAGCGAUGUCGCUCUGCUGCGUCUGAGCCGGCCGGUCACCCUCGGGCGCCACGCCGUCCCCGUCUGCCUGCCGACUAAAGACUUGGCCGAGCGCGAACUGAUGCUGGUGCGGUACCACGUCGUGUCGGGGUGGGGCAAGAGGACCAGCGGGGGCAACGCCGAGGCGUCCGGCGCCCCGUCCGAUGCCCCCCUGUCCCCGGUGCUCCGCCGCCUGUCCGUCCCCCUCCUGCCGAACGACCGCUGCUCCCAGGUCGCCGACUUCAACUUCACCGACAACAUGCUCUGCGCCGGCUACUUGGAGGGGCAGCAGCCGAGUUGCCGCGGCGACGACGGCAGCCCACUGAUCACUCUCUACGGCUCCACCCACUUCCUGACUGGCGUGGUCGGCUGGGGGCGAGGCUGCGCUCACCCGGGGUAUUAUGGGGUGUAUGCUAACAUGGCCAACUUUGUGGAUUGGGCGGAGACCACCAUGGAGGCUCCACCCACUGUGGCAGUAGCCAAUGAGAAGCAGGCACCAACGCCCCCGUCUCUGGCCAUGUUGGAACAGAAACUGGUGUAA